AUGGCCAGCCGGGGGUGGGAAACCGUAGAGGCUGAUAUCUCUCCCAUGAUCAUCCGCGGACAUGCGCUGGAACUGGCGCAGGGUCCCAAGGUCUGGCUCGAUGUGUUAUCCACCUACCCUCUGGGUCGACAAAAAAGGCCCAUUAUCAGGACAAAUAUUCAUACUGAAGCGCUGAGCCACCAUUACGGUGGGUUUAAUAUCACAAGAAUACGGGUUAAUAAAAACUGGCAGCCUUUCUCAGGUGUGCCUAAAUCACCAGAGAGACAGCCUCACCGGCCCAACCAUCCAAGCAAGAUGCCUUGA
Messenger RNA from Nannizzia gypsea CBS 118893, 303 nucleotides. RefSeq lists its product as hypothetical. The transcript has 2 exons. NCBI's taxonomy places the organism in Eukaryota, Fungi, Ascomycota, Eurotiomycetes, Onygenales, Arthrodermataceae. The coding region runs from base 1 to 303 and encodes 100 amino acids. The record is from RefSeq and is a predicted model, not a curated record.